AUGCAGUUGUUCUGCUUAAUCCCCGCGUUCCUGAUCGUCACAGCCUUGGCUGCGCCAAGUUUAGACGGAACCUCGGAUUCUUUUUCUAAAUUUCAGGCCCUGGCCAAAAAUGCAACAGCUACUGAAGCAGACUUGCUCGAAACACAUACAUCGUCAAAGCGGUCUAGCACAUGCACUAAGGACAAGCUCGUAGUUCGCAAGCCAUGGGGUUCUCUGAGCAAGAAGGACCGCAAGGCUUAUACCGAUGCCGUGAUAUGUCUGCAGUCACUACCAGCGAAAACACCGAUCAAGCUUGUUCCUGGUGUGAGGUCACGCUAUGAUGACUUUCUUGCAGCUCACAUCAACCAAACUCUGGCAAUUCACUACACGGGCAAUUUCCUCGCAUGGCACAGAUAUUUCACCUGGAGCUAUGAACAAGCUCUGCGGAAUGAGUGUGGCUACACUGGUUACCAACCCUACUGGAAUUGGGCGUUGUACGUCAAUGACCCUGUCUCGUCGCCCAUCUUCGAUGGCAGCGCCUACAGUAUGGGAGGUCAGGGUAAGUACAUUGCUAACAAGGGGCCCAUUGCUCUGACACUCGGCAACUACCCCAUAAUCUACCUCCCUGCCGGCAAUGGAGGAGGUUGCGUGACCUCUGGUCCUUUCAAGAACAUGACAGUCAACCUCGGCCCCGUCAACUUGCCUUUGAAUAACGGUUCUGUGAUCACUGGCACUGGCUUGGACUACAACCCCAGAUGCCUUAAGCGCGAUGUAUCUGCCGGUGUUAACUCUGCUUAUGCGAAUGCGACCUCCAUCAUCCAACUGAUUCUCCAGAACAACAACAUCGCCGAUUUCCAAAUGAAUAUGCAAGGAAUUCCCGGCUCUGGGUCCAUCGGUGUGCACGGUGGUGGUCACUACACUAUCGGCGGUGAUCCUGCAGGGGAUGUCUUUACCAGCCCUGGCGAGCCCGUCUUCUAUCUGCAUCAUGGUAUGAUCGAUCUCGUUUGGUGGAUCUGGCAACUUCUGGACUUUGGCAACCGCCGCAACGCUAUUGCUGGCACCAACACGUUCUUGAAUUACCCAGCGUCGGCAAAUACAACACUUGAUGAUAUUGUCGACCUCGGGUAUAUCGGUGCCAAGCCUGUCACCAUUAGAGAGUUAAUGAGCACCAUUGAUGGUCCGUUCUGCUAUACAUACGAAUUUUAA
Truncatella angustata is the source of this 1185-nucleotide messenger RNA. RefSeq lists its product as uncharacterized. The record is from RefSeq and is a predicted model, not a curated record. NCBI's taxonomy places the organism in Eukaryota, Fungi, Ascomycota, Sordariomycetes, Amphisphaeriales, Sporocadaceae. Gene Ontology annotation, molecular function: oxidoreductase activity. The transcript has 3 exons. Bases 1 to 1185 code for a protein of 394 amino acids.